Acipenser ruthenus (sterlet) is the source of this 4622-nucleotide messenger RNA. RefSeq names its product brain-specific angiogenesis inhibitor 1-associated protein 2-like. Lineage: Eukaryota; Metazoa; Chordata; Actinopteri; Acipenseriformes; Acipenseridae. The coding region runs from base 249 to 1862 and encodes 537 amino acids. The record is from RefSeq and is a predicted model, not a curated record. Gene Ontology annotation, cellular component: cytosol; nucleoplasm. Gene Ontology annotation, biological process: plasma membrane organization; actin crosslink formation; actin filament bundle assembly. The transcript has 14 exons. Gene Ontology annotation, molecular function: cytoskeletal adaptor activity; protein binding.
GCAGAGGGGCGGUGCUAUGCUGAGAAGGAGGAACGGUGUUAGGUGACAGAACCAAGCAGCUCGCCUCUCUUGUCCCACACGCUCUCUCUAAUUUAGUGCGUGGGCUAGAAGCGUAGUAGUGAGUCGGAGUGUUCUAUAAAAGCUGCGACUCUGUUGUAGUCUCCGUGCGCGCAUAUUUACUGCUCGUCUCUUUUGCAAUACCAUUUUAAUAUUUGUUGGAUAAUUUCUCUGUAAGAAAGGGCUUGUCUAUGGUUUUGACCGGAUCCUCCAAGAUGUCUCGUACCGAAGAGGUGCACCGUAUAACGGAGAAUGUUUAUAAGUCCAUCAUGGAGCAGUUCAAUCCCUGUCUGCGGAACUUCGUUGCCAUGGGGAAGAGCUACGAGAAGGCACUUUCCAGUGUGACAUUUGCAGCAAAAGGCUACUUCGACGCACUGGUGAGGAUGGGUGAACUUGCCAGCGAAAGUCAAGGCUCUAAGGAUCUUGGGGACGUGCUGUUUCAGAUGGCAGAAGUACACCGGCAGAUUCAGAUGCAGCUGGAAGACAUGCUAAAGUCCUUUCACAACGAGCUGCUGACAGAGCUGGAGAAGAAGGUGGAGCUGGAUGCCCGAUACCUGAGCGCUGCUCUGAAGAAGUACCAGAUGGAACACAAGAGCAAGGGCGAGUCCCUGGAGAAGUGUCAAGCUGAGCUGAAGAAACUACGCAGGAAGAGUCAGGGCAGCAAGAACCCACAGAAAUACGGGGACAAGGAUAUGCAGUAUGUGGAAACCAUCAGCAGUAAGCAGAGCGACCUGGACAGCUACACAGCUGCGGGAUAUAAAACAGCGCUGUCAGAGGAGAGGAGGAGGUACUGCUUCCUGGUGGAACGGCAAUGCGCUGUCUCCAAAAACAACAUUGCCUACCAUGGCAAGGGCAAGGACUUGCUGACCCAGAAGAUUCCGGGAUGGCAGCAGGCUUGCUCCGACCCCAACAAGCUGCCUGAGCGAGCCAUGCUCCUGGCACAGCAGAUGGCAUCGAGCAGCGGAGGAACAUUGAUCUCCAGCCCCAUGCACUCCUCCAAAUCCAACCUGGUCAUUUCAGACCCCAUCCCCGGGGCCAAACCCCUGCCUGUCCCCCCAGAGCUGGCACAAUUCGUGGGGGGCGGUGGUCUGGGCCACCCCUCGCGGCUGAUGGGACAGGAUGGAGGAACCCUGAUGAAUGGAUCUGCAGGCCCAGGCCACAUUGAGGAUUACAGCCAGUGGGCAGAGAGCAAGGCAUUGCAGGACAAACACCCCUCACCCCCUCAGGGCCAGAGGCAGCUGAGCGAGGUCCACUCCAACACUCUGCCCGUCCGCAGGGCAGUGCCACACAAGGGCAAACCCCAGCUGGCUGAGACCAGGACCCUGCCGAGGUCAAGCUCGAUGGCAGCCGGGCUGGAGAAGAAUGGGCGGACCCGGGUUCAAGCUGUCUUCUCCCACGCGGCGGGCAACAACGGCACGCUGCUGAGCUUCUCUGAGCGCGACAUCAUCACGCUGCUUGUGCCAGAGGCCAGAGAUGGCUGGCAUUACGGGGAGAAUGAGAAGACCAAGCUGCGAGGCUGGUUUCCCUUCUCUUACACCAGAGUCCUGCCAGAGAAUGAGGACAAGCUCCAUGUGAACCUGCACCAUGGGAAGAGCAGCAGCACAGGGAACCUGCUGGAGCGGGAUGACCUCUCCCUGCCCGCUCCCGACUAUGGCAUGACCUCCCGUCUCCUGGGGCAGAGCGCAGGUCACUCCCGGCCACGCCCCUACAGCGUGGCAGUGCCUGUCUUUUCUCAGCAGGGUCUUGAGGAUUAUGAGUCACAGUUUGCUACCAGUUCCGAUGGCAAAUUGAUUUCAACAGUAUGAGGACAGACAGCCCUGAAUAGGACAGGCAUGAUUCCUGCUUUGGAAGAGGCCCCUUCCCUCCUUGCUUUCUUCCUUUCUUCCUUCUGCCUGCGUUCCCUUUAGCUGCGUUACUGUUAGACGGGCCUGGCCGGGAGGGGGAGUCUGAGAGAACAGCCCAGCGGGGGUCUCCUUUCAGCUUGCGGGAUAUGGACCUUUCUUUCUAUUUUUUUUUUUUAAGUAAAUAAUAAAAUGGACUACUCUGAUGUAAUCAUUUGUUGUCUUUCAUGCAUGUACAUAAGUUUAUAAUGGAACCCCAGAAUGUGACAUUUUAAAUAAAUACAUUUGCAUAUAAUAUAUAUAAUUACUGUAUGUGACAUUAAGUAGCAUUAGCAUAAUUCUGCAGCAAACAUCUUGUAUAUUACGCACUGAAAAAAAAUAUAUAUUGUAUGUUUAAUCCCUGUUCGUAAAUUAGAGUUUUAAGGGAAAACUAAAGGGUGCUAGAGUACUCCAUUUAAAAAACAAAACUGUGAUCAUUAUACCUCGGAUGUACUGUAUGUAUGAAUUUGCUACCUGAUAUAUUUUUCAUCACCAUAUGAAGGACUGCAUUAUGAUAUUUUUAAAUUAGUCUAAAUGGCACACACACACCAAUAUACAAUCUUUCCAGUUCUUGCUAGUGUAGCUCUGAAUUCUGGAUAAGGAGCUGCAAUAAUCUGAUAAAAUGCACACUGAGUAACCAAGGAACUGCCAUUCAUGCAUGAAAGAGUUAACUGGUGACUCCACAUUCCUCCGCUUCAUUUUAUCAGGCAAAAAAUGAAGUGGCCCCUCUUGCAGAGACAGCAGUAGGUAUAGCAACCAGGUUUGGGGUCAGUUCCUAUUUUCCAGUUCCUUUUUUAAAUCAAUUUCCUAUUUCUUCGUAGGAAUUGAUGUUUUAGAGACAUAAUUGUUUUUGUCUAACUGCAUUAAUUUGAAGCCAAUUUCACAUGACUAACAUACUUCAGCGGAAGUAACUGUGUUGCCACUGUGAGAAACCCAUUUUAACAGAAUCCUGCUCAUUGUGAUUUUGAUUGGUGACGUGCUGGAAUUGGUUUUAAAAUGGAAUUGGAACUGACCCUAAUCCUGAAAGCAACCCCAACCCAUUUUACACUGCAGUGUUCUGCAAGUCUUGUGAAGGAUCAUGAGCCUGAAUCCAUUUGAGUGGUCCACUAUAUUAUUUCAUUAAAAGAAAAACUAAAAUAGUGAGUGGCUGUUGCUUCGUCUUCUAUCGAGGCGCCCCCUUGAACCCGUGUCCAGGCAGCUCAGACCGAGGACAGAUCAAGUCAGAUGGCAACCCUUUCACUCCUAGUUUUGCCUAUUGCGACAUUGACGAUUUGAGCAACAACUGGUUUGCAGAUUCAAAUUCUUUUAUACAUCAACUCUUUUGUCAGUUAGGCUUAGGGCAAGGCAGACAAUCAGAAUAUAUAUUCACGUAUAAGACUUCACACACCAAUCCAUUUUAGAGCUACAGGCACGUCAAUAGAAGAGUUACUCCACAGGAAAAAUGGGCCAAGCAGAAUGCUAUCACCUAUAUUUAAUCAGAGGGAAGGUUGGAAAUACAGCUGAAGUCUGGCAGUCCGGUCACAAUAUCCACUUUACAUGAUCAUUGUGGUAUUUUUCUACACAGCGUGCGAGUGCCAAGUGUAAUUGCAUUAUUGGUCUUGAACAGAACUGAAUUUGUUCUCUCACAAGAGGAUUUUGCAGUGGAGGUUUGUCUUCUAGGCAGCUAUGGGUAACAAGUCUUUUGUGCAAUUUAAAGAUUCCUUGUAAAUAAUAAAUAAGUGGUUUUAACCUGCUGAUGUUUCUGAAGUUUGCAGAAAUGCCGCCCUUUAGAGAAAUGUUUCUUUUUUUCUUGAUUGAUUGAUUGAUUGAUUGAUUGAUUGUGGUUGAACUGAAGUCUUCCCUAAACACUGUCAAUCUUUAAUCUCUGUUUUGAUAAAUUUAGAGACAAAAGCAGUAGAAUGGGAACGUCUGGGAACUGCCAUUGCUUCUUCUUUCUCCACUAAAAUAAUACGAAGGUAUGACGUUGGUGUUCAAAGUGUCACGGCAAAACGAUUACAAUAUGUAUAGCUAUAUAUAUAUAUACUGUAAAUAUUGUUUUUCUUAAACACAUCUGAUUGUUGUAAAAAAGAAAACGCAUGCUUUGUGGAACACCAAAACUGUAACAAGAUUGGUAUUAAAUGUAUGGCGACUUUCUACUGAAAACAAAUCAAAGUAUCUGAAUAAAAUCUGAAAAUAAACACUAUUUCUGGUAGUGACUCCGUGCCAGCUUGUGUUGUGUUGUUUUUUUUUUUCUGAAAUUGUCCGUCUUCAGGUGGCAGCAAACACACGUUACUGUUAAGUUUUGUCUCUAAAUGAAUCUUCAAUCCAAACAGUGUGUGUGUGUGUGUGUGUGUGAAAAGGGUCUGUUACAGUACUGUAGUCUUAAUGCAGCUUGGAUCGAUCAGUCGGAAACUCUUUCCAGUUUUGCAAUUAUUUUGUUCAAUAACUGUUCAAUAAAAUCCUUGCGAUUCACGAUGCCAUGCAAGCUUAUUCCCUUGUAUCUGAUCGCCGUCCUUGUAGCCCACUCGUCCGUACCGGUGCACUAGAAUGUAGUAUUGGGUGCUGUGCGAUACAAGCUGGUAUCCUUUUAACAGGUCAGCGUGCACAUAUAAUAAAUGGUUAAAUAAGAAUAGCUAAUUUGAAUGUGACACAAGCUAUCUGAUACAAAAACAUUUCAGAUGGCUGUAUAAGGGGUCUACUAUGUAU